GACUGCUUUUUGAGUCGAACAGCAUUCUGGGAAGGGACGCCGGUGGAAAGCUUCUCGAAGGAACUGCAAAGAUGAUGCCCACACCAGUUAUCCUGCUGAAGGAGGGGACAGACACGUCUCAGGGCGUUCCCCAGCUCGUCAGCAACAUCAAUGCCUGCCAGGUUAUUGCUGAGGCUGUCCGGACCACCCUUGGUCCAAGGGGCAUGGACAAACUGAUGGUGGAUGGCAGAGGUAAGGCCACCAUCUCCAAUGAUGGAGCCACCAUCCUGAAACUGCUGGAUGUGGUUCACCCUGCAGCCAAGACCCUGGUGGACAUCGCCCGCUCCCAGGAUGCUGAGGUUGGUGAUGGCACCACCUCUGUUACCCUCCUGGCUGCUGAGUUCCUGAAGCAGCUCAAGCCGUACGUGGAGGAGGGUCUCCACCCUCAGACCAUCAUCAGAGCCUUCCGCACCGCCACCCACCUCGCUGUCAGCAAGAUCAAGGAGAUUGCCGUGCCUGUGAAGAAAGGCGACAAGCAAGAGAUGAGGCAGCUGCUGGAGAAGUGUGCAGCCACUGCCCUGAAUUCCAAGCUCAUUGCCGGUCAGAAGGACUUCUUCUCCAAAAUGGUGGUGGAUGCCGUCAUGUCUCUGGACAUCCUGCUGCCUCUCAAGUUGAUCGGUAUCAAGAAGGUCCCUGGAGGAGCCCUUGAGGAUUCCCAUAUGAUCUCUGGAGUUGCGUUCAAGAAGACUUUCUCCUAUGCCGGGUUUGAGAUGCAGCCUAAACGUUAUGACAACCCAAGGAUUGCUUUGCUCAACGUGGAGUUGGAGCUGAAGGCUGAGAAGGAUAACGCCGAGAUUCGCGUAAAAAAUGUCGAGGAGUAUCAGGCCAUCGUGGACGCCGAGUGGACCAUCCUGUACGACAAACUGGAGAAGAUCCAUCUGUCAGGAGCCAAGGUGGUUCUGUCCAAGCUGCCCAUCGGUGAUGUGGCCACGCAGUACUUUGCUGACAGAGACCUGUUCUGUGCCGGCAGGGUGCAGGAGGAGGACAUGAAGAGGACCAUGAUGGCGUGCGGCGGCUCCAUCCAGACGUCGGUGACGGCCCUGACAGACAACGUCCUGGGACUGUGUGAACACUUUGAGGAGGUCCAGGUUGGAGGAGACAGGUAUAACUUCCUUAAGGGCUGCCCCAAGGCGAAGACCUGCACCAUCAUCCUGAGGGGUGGAGCGGAGCAGUUCACAGAGGAGACGGAGCGAUCACUGCACGACGCCAUCAUGAUCGUACGCAGAGCCAUCAAGAAUGACUCAGUUGUAGCAGGUGGAGGAGCCAUAGAGAUGGAGCUGUCCAAGUACCUGAGGGAUUAUUCCAGGACCAUCCCUGGAAAACAGCAGCUGCUGAUCGGAGCGUACGCCAAGGCCCUGGAGAUCAUCCCCAGACAGCUGUGUGACAACGCUGGCUUCGACGCCACCAACAUCCUGAACAAACUGCGCGCCAAACACGCACAGGGCGGUAUGUGGUACGGUGUAGAUAUCAACAACGAGGAUAUUGCAGAUAACUACAUCGCCUGCGUCUGGGAGCCCUCCAUCGUGAGGAUCAACGCUCUGACAGCAGCAUCAGAGGCAGCCUGUCUCAUCCUGUCUGUGGACGAGACCAUCAAGAACCCCCGCAGCAGCAUGGACGGACCACCAGGGGGCGGCAGGGGCCGGGGCCGCGGCAUGGGCAGACCCCAUGCUCACUAAGAGACGCAGGAACGGAAGCCCAUUUCUAAACUGGAAUUACAACCCAAAUGCAGAUAGAGGACGGUGUUCAUGUUUGAUCUGCAUUUAGAUUGUAAUUGUAGUUGAACAUUUGGUGUUUCAACAGCCGUACACACAUUGCAUUUGGCAGGUGUAGUGAAACAAAAAAGGGGAAGCAAUUUCAAGAUGGAUUGUUAGACUUUUGUCAAAGAUGGAUGACGUCUGUUUUUCUUUGUCACCUGUAGUUUUUUCUUACUGAAGCUUUCACUAGGUCACGUCUGUUUAACAUUUCAAGCACUGUAUCUUUCCAUGUGUAGCCAUUUUGCUGAAAAAGUGAUGAUGCAAUACAAGAAUGAAAGUAGUUCCCCCCUUGGUUUGAUGAAACACUCCUGUCCCCUCCUCUCUGAAGCAGUUGUUCCAUCAGCUCUAAUCUGUGCUUGUGUUACCUGACAAACUGAUGUGUAACAUGGGAAGGAAAGCACUGAUGUGAAAGAGUUCUGAACCAUUCAUUGUUUAGGCUGUGUGAAACUAUUUAUUGGACCAUUCUUAUCAAUAAAUGCACAGCUGAAAUCAUA
Notothenia coriiceps (black rockcod) is the source of this 2287-nucleotide messenger RNA. RefSeq names its product chaperonin containing TCP1, subunit 7 (eta) (gene cct7). The record is from RefSeq and is a predicted model, not a curated record. Bases 72 to 1715 code for a protein of 547 amino acids. The transcript has 12 exons. Gene Ontology annotation, biological process: protein folding. NCBI's taxonomy places the organism in Eukaryota, Metazoa, Chordata, Actinopteri, Perciformes, Nototheniidae. Gene Ontology annotation, molecular function: ATP-dependent protein folding chaperone; ATP hydrolysis activity; ATP binding.